Messenger RNA from Aphidius gifuensis, 780 nucleotides. Its product is annotated as odorant receptor 9a-like. The transcript is spliced from 5 exons. Gene Ontology annotation, molecular function: odorant binding; olfactory receptor activity. NCBI's taxonomy places the organism in Eukaryota, Metazoa, Arthropoda, Insecta, Hymenoptera, Braconidae. The record is from RefSeq and is a predicted model, not a curated record. Gene Ontology annotation, cellular component: plasma membrane. Bases 1 to 780 code for a protein of 259 amino acids. Gene Ontology annotation, biological process: sensory perception of smell; detection of chemical stimulus involved in sensory perception of smell.
AUGAUAACAUUAUCAACAACAAUAGCACCAAAAUUACUUGAUAUUAUUUUACCUCUCAAUGAAACACGACCAACAGUCUUUCUCUAUCCAGCUGAAUAUUUUAUUGAUGAAGAAAAAUAUGCAAUGUUUAUAUUGAUACAUUCUUGGAUUUUAACACCAAUUCAAUCUACAAUUAUCGUUGGAUUUGAUACAUUGUAUGCUCAUUAUGUGCAACAUUUAUGCAGCUGGUAUUUAAUUGUCGGACAUAGAAUGAAAAAUAUAUCUACAGCAUUAGAUAAAAUAAAUAAAAAUAAUAAUUUAUUUGAUGAAAAUAAAAGAAUCAUUUUGUCAUUUGAAAAAUGUAUUAAUGAACAUAUUAAAGCUCUUGAAUUUACAUCGAAUAUACAAUCAAUAUACGGUACUCCACUUUUUUUUAUAAUUGGUUUUAAUAUGAUCCAAAUCAGCAUGACAGGUUGUCAUACAAUAUCAAAAAUUGAUGAUCCUCCAGAAGCAUUUAGAUAUGGUGCAUUUACAAUUGCGCAAUUUGUACAUUUAUUUUUCUUAAGUUGGCCGGGACAAAAAAUAAUUGAUCAUAGUGGUGAAUUAUUUGAAGCAAUAUAUGAAACUCGUUGGUAUGAUUUACCAGGAAAAACAAAGGAAUUGAUGAUUCUUAUAAUGAUAAAAUGUCAAACACCAUGUGUCAUUAAAGCUGGAAAAAUUAUUGAAGUGUCAUUAGAAAGCUUUGCAAUUAUUUUAAAAACAUCUAUAUCAUAUUUUACUGUUUUUACAUCAAUGCAAUGA